Molecule: messenger RNA, 1424 nt
Organism: Juglans microcarpa x Juglans regia
Lineage: Eukaryota; Viridiplantae; Streptophyta; Magnoliopsida; Fagales; Juglandaceae
Product: chloroplast stem-loop binding protein of 41 kDa a, chloroplastic
Exons: 6
Coding region: 80-1288 (402 amino acids)
Biological process (GO): rRNA processing
Cellular component (GO): cytosol
Molecular function (GO): RNA binding
Source: RefSeq, a predicted model, not a curated record
AGGCCGGCCGUUACCUUUAUCUUGUACCAACAGAACCGCUGGUUAUCAUACAACCAAAGCGCUCACAAAAAAACAGUCAAUGGCCACUCUUGCUUCCUCAUCCUCUCUGCUCCUCUCCUGUCCACCCUCCAACUUUUCUCCACCUUCUCUUUCUUCUGCUCCACGCCUCUCUCUCCCUUCUUUCUCUCACUCCAAUGCUCUCUCUUCCUCCCUCUCCAUUUCUCUUCCUUUUCUCACGUACCCCACAAGUUCUAAACGCUUUGCUCCCUCUGCCUUGAGUGUCAGGGCCAGUGCUACAGAGAAGAAAAAGGUCCUCAUAGUUAAUACGAAUAGUGGUGGGCAUGCGAUUAUAGGGUUCUAUUUUGCAAAAGAGCUUCUGGGUUCUGGCCAUGAGGUCACGAUAUUGACUGUUGGUGAAGAGAGCUCGGACAAGAUGAAGAAGCCUCCAUUUAACAGAUUCUCAGAAAUUGUGAGUGCUGGAGGCCGGACCGUGUGGGGGGACCCGGCAGAAGUGGGGAAGGUUGUUGGAGGGGUAGCAUUUGAUGUGGUUCUGGACAACAAUGGCAAGGACCUGGAUACUGUAAGGCCUGUGAUAGAUUGGGCAAAGAGUUCUGGCGUCAAGCAAUUUCUGUUCAUAAGCAGUGCUGGGAUUUAUAAGCCAACAGAGGAGCCUCCUCAUGUUGAAGGAGAUGUCGUUAAAGCUGAUGCUGGUCAUGUUGGAGUGGAGAAAUACAUUUCGGAUGUUUUUGGUGUUUGGUCAAUAUUCCGUCCGCAGUACAUGAUCGGAUCUGGCAACAACAAAGAUUGUGAGGAAUGGUUCUUUGAUCGAAUUGUUCGGGACAGACCAGUUCCAAUCCCUGGCUCUGGAAUGCAACUCACAAACAUCUCUCAUACUAGGGACUUGUCCUCUAUGCUUACUCUAGCCGUUGAGAAACCAGACGCUGCAUCUGCUAACAUUUUCAACUGUGUAAGUGACCGUGCAGUGACACUGGAUGGAAUGGCCAAACUAUGCGCUCAAGCUGCUGGUCGCCCUGUUAACAUCAUUCAUUAUGAUCCAAAAGCAGUUGGAAUUGAUGCAAAGAAAGCUUUUCCUUUCCGGAACAUGCACUUCUAUGCGGAACCAAGAGCUGCCAAGGACAUUUUGGGCUGGCGCAGCACCACAAACCUUCCUGAAGACUUGAAGGAGCGGUUUGAUGAGUACGUAAGGAUUGGAAGAGACAAGAAGUCCUUGAAAUUUGAGAUAGAUGACAAGAUCUUACAGUCGCUUAAAGUACCAGUGGCUGUAUGAUCAUUCAAACAUUCAGUGAGAUAUCUAUCCAUUCCACAAGGCUGCUAUAUAUAUAUUUAGUCCCCUUAUCUUGUCAAAAAUCAAUGUAUUCGAUAUUAUCAUUUCAAUACAUAAAAUGAUAUGAUUGAAGUUCUUA